Notothenia coriiceps (black rockcod) is the source of this 1257-nucleotide messenger RNA. RefSeq names its product chromosome unknown C3orf38 homolog (gene cunh3orf38). The transcript is spliced from 4 exons. The record is from RefSeq and is a predicted model, not a curated record. Lineage: Eukaryota; Metazoa; Chordata; Actinopteri; Perciformes; Nototheniidae. The coding region runs from base 46 to 945 and encodes 299 amino acids.
UAGACGGAAAAGGAUCUUAAGUUUCGUUAUGCAGUGUCGUCGAAAAUGUCUGGACUGUCAGAAACAGAACGAGCUGGAUGUACAAAGUUACUGCAGUCUCUGUCAAAAGACGAUGUAUUCUCACUCAGUGACACAGUGACGAACAAGCUGAUAGUUGUGGAGAAUGUGACAGAGGCCAUUGGAGCAAUUAUCACCUUUACUAAAAAUGCUGAAGAGUUCCUGAAAAGGAAGAAGGUUCAUCGCGACCUCAUAUUUAAAUACCUUGCCAAUGAAGGUGUGGUGAUGCCCCCAAACAGCGAGAAAAACAAGCUGGUGAAAAGGACCCUGGAGCUCUGGUCUUCUGGGAAGGCUGGGGUUGACCAAAGCCUUCCAGGAGAAACAGAUGACACCAAACAGAGACUGACAUCAGACACAGAUAUCGUGAAGGCUGAGGUGGGCUUUGACCCGCUGGUGCUCGGCCAGCAGUUCUGCCAGUGGUUUUUCCCACUCUUAAACAGCCAGAACCCCUCUCUGGGCCAGCCGCCUCAGGACUGGGGACCAAAACACUUCUGGCCUGAUGCGAAGCUAUGCCUUCUCUCCAGAGCUGGCAGCGAGCAGAUGGAGGAUUUCCUGGGGGCUGAGCUGGUCAGCCUGCGUCUCCUGGCUCUGACCCGGGACGAGCAGCUCCUCCUCAGCCCCAACCUGGAGCCCCAGGGCCUCAGGACCCUGGCCUCCCCCCACGGCCUGGUGCUGGUGGCAGUAGCCGGGACCAUCCACAGAGACGGAGCUUGCCUGGGCGUGUUUGAGCAAAUAUUUGGCCUCAUCCGCUCCCCGCUGGAGAACAACAGCUGGAAGAUCAAGUUCGUCAACCUGAAGAUCAGAGGGCAGGACUCUCUGGGGGGUGCAGAGACGGCAGCGCCCGCCUUGACUUACAACUCCACUGAAUUGCAACUUCUCUACAGUUGAUGAGACACUUUAUUUGUUGAUUUUUAACAUGUCAGGAUGUAGGGUUAGGUUCUCGCUGUUUCAUCUAAAUCUACUCGGCAUAUUGUUGAUGUAACAUGAACACAGGAAAAAAACUUGAGAAAACAAAUAUUGUUUUCGGCUUUCCAGAAAAUAUAAGUUUGCUGCUUGUUGUUGUGGAAACAUUUUAUUUAACUUUAUACUGUACUUUUAACGUUUUGCUUUUUCAUCUUUUGCCUUACUUAAAAUACAAUGUAAAUACAGACAUGAAUGGGCUUUUGUAUAUAUGUAUCAAAAUAAAUAAAUGUAGGUAUA